This is a messenger RNA of Capra hircus (goat), 1464 nucleotides long. RefSeq lists its product as uncharacterized. The coding region runs from base 1 to 1263 and encodes 420 amino acids. Gene Ontology annotation, molecular function: zinc ion binding; nucleic acid binding. The record is from RefSeq and is a predicted model, not a curated record. Gene Ontology annotation, biological process: virion assembly. The transcript is spliced from 2 exons. NCBI's taxonomy places the organism in Eukaryota, Metazoa, Chordata, Mammalia, Artiodactyla, Bovidae.
AUGAAGGCUUCUGAAGAAAAAGAAGGAAAAAAGGACGACAAUCAACCAAAGCUGGUCUUCCAGGAAUCUUCUCUGUAUCCUAAUCUGAUAGAUCUGGAGACCGAAUUGUUCCCUCCCCUGUAUGCGGAUCCACAUCCGCCCUUGCUUCCACAAGUUCCACAAGUUUCAUCGGGAGAAGCCCGGAGGAGGGUGGAGCCCUCGGCUCCUCCUAGGGAAGGGGGCCCCACCCAGGGAACUCGGGGAAGAGCAAGGGAAAUGGCCAGCGCAGAGGAAGAAGGCCUGGAAAUUCCCUCCUCUACUGUUCACGCGUUUCCAUUCCGGGCGGGAAAAGAAAAAAAGAAAAUUCAGGCUCCCUCUUUCUCUGAAAAACCGCAGGGUCUUAUUGAUCCUUUAGAAUCUAUCCUCUUUACUCACAACCCCACUUGGGAUGAUUGUCAGCAACUGUUACAGGUGCUUUUCACUACAGAGGACCGCGAGCGAAUCCUGUUAGAAGCUCGGGAGAACAUGCUGGGGGUAGAUGGGAGGCCCACGAUACAGCCUAACCUCAUUGAGGAGGGGUUCCCCUUGGUGCGACCCAACUGGGACUUUGAACGCGCUGAAGGUAGGGAGCAUCUCCGAAUGUACCGCCAGAUCCUUAUGGCCGGCCUCAGAGCAGCCGCCAAAAAGCCAACUAAUUUGGCCAAGGUAAAUUCAGUGAGGCAAGAGCCAAAUGAGAGCCCAGCAGCCUUCCUUGAAAGGAUAAUGGAAGCUUUUAGACAGUAUACCCCUAUGGACUCACAGGCAGAUGAGUCACGAGCAGCAGUUAUGCUAGCAUUUGUGAAUCAGGCAGCCCCCGAUAUUAGGAGAAAGUUACAAAAGAUAGAGAGGCUGGGUGAACAGUCCCUGCAAGAUCUAUUGAGGGUGGCAGAGAGAGUUUUCAAUCAUAGAGAGACCCCAGAGGAGACAGAGGACCGCAUUAGAAGGGAAGAAAGAGAAUUUAGGGCUGAAGAAAACCGUAAGAACCAAAAAGAGCUGGCUCACAUAUUUUUCACCAGAGUUGAAAACAAAAAUAGGUUCCAAAAAGGGAAAAAGCUAGACUCAAAGACUGAGGAAAAACCUGCAAGGCGUAAGCUUGAAAAAAACCAAUGUGCGUUUUGUAAGGAGAUUGGACAUUGGAAAGAUAAAUGCCCCAAGAAAAACCUAAAAGAGGGGCCCCAAAAUCCCAAGAACGAGACUCCCUCUCCAGACAGUCAUAUCCUCUACGUGGGUGAGGAUAGUGAGUAGGGGGGUCAGGGCUCAAUGCCCCUCCCCAAGUCCUGGGUAACUAUAAAUGUGGAAGGGAAACCGGUUGGCUUCAUGGUGGAUACGGGAGCUCAAUACUCAGCCUUAAACCAAAAAGAUGGACCCAUGUCUAAAAAAAGUAGCUAGGUGCAGGGAGCAACCGGGACUAAGCGAUAUGGAUGGACUAUAAAACGGCAUGUGAAC